Messenger RNA from Aureobasidium pullulans EXF-150, 1867 nucleotides. RefSeq lists its product as uncharacterized. Lineage: Eukaryota; Fungi; Ascomycota; Dothideomycetes; Dothideales; Saccotheciaceae. The record is from RefSeq and is a predicted model, not a curated record. The coding region runs from base 42 to 1607 and encodes 521 amino acids. Gene Ontology annotation, molecular function: protein binding. The transcript has 2 exons.
GCCGUCCAUACCUACAACACCUUAUCCCAUUAAUCACAACCAUGGAAGGAGAGAAUACAGUGCCUCGACUGCUAAGCUUGCCGGCUGAGCUAGUUCAGAGUGUGCUUCAAUUCCUCGACCCGACAUGUCUAGCUGAUGUGGCGCUGACAUGCCGCUUCCUUCGUAACCACGCUUUGAGUGACUCCCUGUGGCAACAGCACGUCAAUCGACAAAUACCGCACUCCUUGACUAGCGCUGCCCCUCUGCCAUCAUUUCGAGACCUCUACAUCACACACCAUCCUUAUUGGUUUCUGUGCAGAAACAGAAUCUGGUUUUCGGACGGCGAACCAAACGGCAAACUGCUUCUUGCCCGCUAUGAUCCGCGUCGAGGUUGUAUAGAAGCCUAUGCCAUAGUUGCCGAGCCAGGCAUCCGUAAAUUCGAGCAUUGGGAGCACGACGAAGACGUCUCGGUUCACACCUUCAAUCCUAAAGUUCAAUUGGACCUCAACUCGCCUGUCCUGAAGCUCGAUCCCGGAAAUCCGAGGCGUGCUCAUGACUAUGGUCCCCAGCACGAUGAUGAUCCAGGAAGCCACGCCCUUCCGUCGCUCUCUCGUGAGAUCAUGAUGGAUUGUUCUGCCAACCCUGGUCUUUACACGUCUUUUAUGCUUUCUCGCGAUCUUCCUGAAGUCGCCAUCGGGCCUGGUACCAGAGUUUGGCCGCCUAUGCACAUUCCUGCUCUUUCACGCACACGCAAUGCCUCAACUCGAGCAUUUCAGGCUCUCUCACACCGGCCAUCUACCCUUGAUGAAGUCAGCCAGAACACUUUUCGCUUGCGGAAGUGGGUCGAGUUUUCUGGCCGUCGUCACAGCAGCUCGAUAAUGGCCUUGGGCGCCGCCAGCCGUAUUGAUACAGCCCUCAGGUUCGGCGGGUUUGCUCCUACCAUUAUGAAUGCUGGUGGUCAUGCUAUGACGGUCCGUAUGGGUGAGGAGGUGUCAACUUACGCCACAUUACCACCGAGUUGCUACAUACCGACCAAGGACAAGCCAUGGCAGGGCAUCUGGUGCGGUGAUUACAGUGGUCAUGGCUGUGAGUUUCUUCUUCUUCUGCAGCCCAACAAGGGUGAAGAGAGGCCGCUCCCAGAUGGUAUGGAUCACAUGCUCGAAUGGCUCGCUACUGGCCGCUAUCGGCGUGACAGCAACGGCUCCGAGAGCAGCGACAGCAGCUAUGCGAGUGCUCAAGAGAAUCAGGAGUCGGAUCCUGAGGCAUCUUCCUUCCAAGUCCCUACGUCAGCUUCAUCAGCCAUCACUGACGAGCAAGAUGUCUACCGCGGCCGGAUCGAGGCUGUCAAACUGACGGGCGAUCCUAAUGUCCCUCGUGGAGAAUAUACUUUUAUUGCUCCUGACAUCAGCGAUGGCGGACUCGUACGCAUUGCCGAUGAAGCGGCCUUCAGAGGCGCGAGAGUUGUCAGGAGUGCUGGUCACAUUGCUGGAGUAGGCUUCGCACACGAUGAAUACAUGCCUUCGCAGCUCAUCCUUAUCUCUCCCGACUGUCUGGCGCAGCAUUGGAUUGAGUUUGGUCACAUUUCCUACUACCGCCGUGUCGACCUAGACAGUCUUGGGCAAAUCUAGUAGGCUACAGGGAUAGAGCAUGCCUGUCCUAGAGCACAGUUCACGCAUCAACUGUAGUACACAAGGACUCAUUUCACCAUCCAAGAUUAUACCAUUGCUGUAACAGGCAAGAGCAUCCGAUCUAACCAGACCGAGUAUGACUGUGGAUGGCUCCUUCCUAUCUAAGCGAGAAGCGUAAAGCAGCCUCUCGCUCUGUUCUUGACUUCUCGUUCCGUUUUUGACUUCCUCGACAUGUGCUGUAUUGUCUCCUUCCGCUCUUC